AUGGUUGUAACUUGGCUUCAAAAUGCAAUGUCCCUUGAACUCAAAAACAAUGUUGUGUAUGUUGAGACUGCUCAUGCCAUAUGGCUUGAGUUAGAGCAACGCUUUGCACAAAACAAUGGCCGACGGAUUUAUGAAUUGAAACAAUCAAUCCACUCUCUUACUCGAGGGGAUGACUCUGUUAGUCUAUAUUUCUCGAAAUUAAAAAGUUUAUUUGAUGAACUUCUUAAUUUUGAAAUCAUUCCAUCUUGUGCAUGUGGUGCUAUGCAACCUGUCAUUGCAAACCAACAACGUGACUGGAUGAUGAAGUUCCUCAUGGGACUUAAUGAUUCUUUCACCAAUAUCAAAGCUCAAAUCAUUCUUCUUAAACCCAUCCCUACCUUGAGUAAAGUUUAUGCUCUUGUUCAACAAGAAGAGAAGCAUAAACAAAUCUCAACUUCUUCUCAUAGUCUUCAUGACACCUUGCCAUGGCUACUAAAUCCUAUUUUCCAGCAAACCGAUAUAGUCCAAAACAGUUUGGUUCUCAAAGGAGAGAAAAACCUUUUUGCUCCUUUUGCAAAAUUUCUUAGCAUUCUUUAG
Messenger RNA from Juglans regia (Persian walnut), 576 nucleotides. RefSeq lists its product as uncharacterized. Bases 1 to 576 code for a protein of 191 amino acids. Lineage: Eukaryota; Viridiplantae; Streptophyta; Magnoliopsida; Fagales; Juglandaceae. The transcript has a single exon. The record is from RefSeq and is a predicted model, not a curated record.